Cucumis sativus (cucumber) is the source of this 2331-nucleotide messenger RNA. RefSeq names its product monocopper oxidase-like protein SKU5. The coding region runs from base 250 to 2028 and encodes 592 amino acids. Gene Ontology annotation, molecular function: copper ion binding; oxidoreductase activity. The transcript has 9 exons. Gene Ontology annotation, cellular component: plasma membrane. The record is from RefSeq and is a predicted model, not a curated record. NCBI's taxonomy places the organism in Eukaryota, Viridiplantae, Streptophyta, Magnoliopsida, Cucurbitales, Cucurbitaceae.
ACGCCCCACCAGCUCAAACACACCACUGCAAAACUCUGCAUCCCUUCCAUUAUCAAAAGCAGUGAAAUAUAGCCGUUUUUUAUCCCUUUCUUCUCUCUCUCUCUCUCUCUCUCUCUCUCUCUCUCGCUCUUCACUUUCUUCCAUUUCUCAACGCAUUUCUCCACUGAUAAUGUAAAACAGAGGUUUUUCCAGUGAAGUUUUUCAGCUCUUAAUUCGCGUUUCCUUCAUUCACACAAGAUUCGUUUUAGAAUGAUGGCUUCUUUUGGUUACUUAUCUCUCUUCCUCCUUCCAUUUUGCCUGUUUCUUACCUUCUCAUCCGCCGCAGAUCCGUUCGCUUUCUUUGAUUUUGAAGUCUCCUACAUCACUGCUUCUCCUCUGGGUGUCCCUCAACAGGUUAUUGCUAUUAAUGGGGAGUUUCCUGGUCCUACUGUCAAUGUGACUACUAAUAACAAUGUUGUUAUCAAUGUCCGGAACAAGUUGGAUGAGAGCAUGCUCAUGCAUUGGUCUGGAGUUCAACAACGGCGAAGUUCGUGGCAAGAUGGAGUUCCAGGAACAAAUUGUCCAAUUCCUCCCAAGUGGAACUGGACUUACCAGUUUCAAGUUAAGGAUCAGAUAGGGAGCUUCUUUUACUUUCCAUCACUCCAUUUCCAGAGAGCGUCGGGUGGAUUUGGUGGCAUUAUUAUUAACAAUAGGGAUGUAAUCCCCAUUCCUUUUUCAACCCCAGAUGGAGACAUUACAAUUUUGAUGGGCGAUUGGUACACACGGAAUCACACGGCUCUGAGAAAAUCCCUUGAUGACGGGAAGGAUCUUGGAAUGCCACAUGGUGUUCUUAUUAAUGGCAAAGGCCCCUACAGAUAUAAUGACACGCUAGUCCCUGAUGGUAUUGACCAUGAAACAAUUGAAGUUCAUCCAGGAAAAACAUAUCGGAUUCGUGUACACAAUGUUGGAAUAUCUACUAGUCUGAAUUUCAGGAUCCAAAACCACAAUCUUCUUUUAGCUGAAACAGAGGGGUCAUAUACAGUGCAACAGAAUUAUACUAGCUUAGACAUACAUGUAGGACAGUCGUAUUCUUUUUUGGUCACCAUGGAUCAGAAUGCGAGCACUGAUUAUUACAUUGUAGCUAGUGCUCGGUUUGUCAACGAAUCACUUUGGAAAAGAGUUACAGGAGUUGCUAUCUUGCAUUACUCUAAUUCCAAAGGAAAGGCAGCUGGCCCUCUUCCAGAAGCACCAAAGGAUGAGUUUGACAAAACUUUCUCAAUGAACCAGGCAAGAUCAAUCAGAUGGAAUGUAUCCGCUAGUGGUGCUCGUCCCAAUCCACAAGGAUCAUUCAGAUAUGGUUCAAUCAAUGUAACUGAUGUUUAUGUCUUGAAAAAUAAGCCUCCUGUAUCGAUCAAUGGUAAAAUGCGAACAACGUUAAGUGGAAUCUCAUUUGUUAAUCCGUCUACACCAAUCAGAUUGGCUGACCAAUUCAAGUUAAAGGGUGUUUAUAAGCUCGACUUCCCCACUAGGCCGCUUACAGGACCACCAAAGGCAGAGACAUCAGUGAUUAAUGGAACAUAUAGAGGGUUUAUGGAGGUUAUACUGCAGAAUAAUGACACCAAGAUGCAGAGCUAUCACAUGAAUGGAUAUGCCUUCUUUGUCGUGGGGAUGGACUAUGGCGAGUGGAGCGAGAAUAGCAGAGGUACAUACAAUAAAUGGGAUGGAAUCGCUCGCUCGACAAUUCAGGUUUAUCCUGGAGCAUGGACUGCCAUCUUGGUAUCUCUUGAUAACGUGGGAAUAUGGAACAUCAGAACAGAGAAUCUCGACUCGUGGUAUCUUGGGCAAGAGACAUAUGUUCGGGUUGUCAAUCCUGAAGCUACUAACAAAACAGAACUGCCUAUGCCAGACAAUGCUCUCUUUUGUGGCCAGCUUGGUAAAUUACAAAAGCCUCAAGAUAUCUCUUCUGCAACUUCAAUCACUGGCGAUAGAUUGAAGAUGUUAUUCACUCUGCUGAUGAUCAUCUCCACUGUAAUCUGUGCUUUGCAGUAAGCACCGUUGCUCUAUGGCUGCUCGUGUUAUGUAAGUUGUCAAAAAUGUCGGGCGUCUCAGUAAGGUUUGUGGUUGAGUGUGUAGGUGGUCUGUGUAAGUCUUGUGGAUACCCAAUUUUUCAUGAUUUUUGCAUAGCAUUUUUUUUCCAACAUGCUGCAAGCUGUAGAAGAUGUAUCUUUGGUUUUCAUAGUUCAUUAGAUUUGGAUUAAUCAUUCUUUUAAUUCUCGAGUCAUGAUACACCAACUGUCCCAUUAACGAUUCAUCGAUGUUCAAUUCAACUGCUUUCUCACGUGUUGUUUAUCA